This is a messenger RNA of Mixia osmundae IAM 14324, 444 nucleotides long. RefSeq lists its product as uncharacterized. Gene Ontology annotation, biological process: mitochondrial electron transport, cytochrome c to oxygen. The coding region runs from base 1 to 444 and encodes 147 amino acids. Gene Ontology annotation, molecular function: enzyme regulator activity. The record is from RefSeq and is a predicted model, not a curated record. Gene Ontology annotation, cellular component: mitochondrial inner membrane. Lineage: Eukaryota; Fungi; Basidiomycota; Mixiomycetes; Mixiales; Mixiaceae. The transcript is spliced from 4 exons.
AUGUUCCUACGAGCGGUGCGCCCAGUCGCACUCGGUGCUCGAUCUAUCGCUAACGUGCCCGGCCGCCGUCAUGCAUCAACACAAGGCUCGCCUCUCACGCUCAACACAGAAGUGACCGGAGGCGGCGCCCAGCAGAAGAGCCCUUUCUUCGAAGAGCGAGAGCACAUCCAUGAGCAUGCCAGGGGCGCUGCGGACCUCUGGCGCAAGAUCAGCCUGUAUGUCGCUAUACCUGCUGCAGUGAUUGCCUAUCUCAACGUUCGCAACCUCGAGCAAGAGCAUCAUGAACACCUCGAACACAUCAAAGAGGAGAACGGUGGGGAACUGCCCGAGCGAGUGGUCUAUGACUUCAACAACAUCCGCAAGAAAGAGUUCCCAUGGGGUCGCGAAUCGCUCUUCUUCAAUCCAAAGACCAACAUCAGCGCGGCCGAGGGUGAGGACGAGUGA